Molecule: messenger RNA, 478 nt
Organism: Budorcas taxicolor (takin)
Lineage: Eukaryota; Metazoa; Chordata; Mammalia; Artiodactyla; Bovidae
Gene: FXYD3
Product: FXYD domain containing ion transport regulator 3
Exons: 7
Coding region: 95-361 (88 amino acids)
Biological process (GO): regulation of sodium ion transmembrane transporter activity
Cellular component (GO): membrane
Molecular function (GO): sodium channel regulator activity
Source: RefSeq, a predicted model, not a curated record
GGAGCAGAGUAGCAGGAGGUUGGGAACCAGAGGCCUCCGGGGUCCCUGCUGAAGCUGGUCGCUCUCCCCAGACCCCACCAGGCCAGCGAUCGACAUGCAAGAGGCGGCCCUGAGGCUGCUCGUCCUCCUGGCAGGCCUGCCUGCCUUGGACGCCAACGACCCAGAAGAUAAAAACAGUCCUUUCUACUAUGACUGGUACGGCCUCCGGGUUGGCGGGCUCAUCUUCGCAGGGAUUCUGUGUGCCAUGGGCAUCAUUGUCCUCAUGAGUGGGAAAUGCAAAUGCAAGUUCCGACAGAAGCCCAGCCACCGUUCAGGAGAUGCCCCACCUCUCAUCACUCCAGGCUCCGCCCAAAACUGUUGAGAAUGGAUCAGCAGAAAGAGCUCCAAGGACCACUCUUUCCCCAAGUCCUGGCUCUGCAAGGGAGCCUGAACUCCCAGAUGGAAUUCUCCACUCCCUCCUCAAACCACCUGGCCAGGG